Molecule: messenger RNA, 2787 nt
Organism: Mauremys mutica (yellowpond turtle)
Lineage: Eukaryota; Metazoa; Chordata; Testudines; Geoemydidae
Gene: ENTHD1
Product: ENTH domain containing 1
Exons: 7
Coding region: 561-2627 (688 amino acids)
Biological process (GO): endocytosis
Cellular component (GO): clathrin vesicle coat; plasma membrane; endosome
Molecular function (GO): clathrin binding; phospholipid binding
Source: RefSeq, a predicted model, not a curated record
AGGGUGGGGUCCGAGCCCAGCAGUGUGAAGCCUCUGCCUGGGCCAUGAAUUCCACUGCCCUCAGCCAAUUUACCCCACUCGUUAAUGAGAGCGGGGCGAGGCCUCUCCCUGUUUAAAGCUUGUCUUGCCCCUGCUCAGGCGUCUCCAGGGCCAGAGAGAGUCACGUGCCGUGCCCUGUUUUUACCUGCAGUUGUGUGUGUUGGGGGCAGUGGGAGCAUCCCCUGUUCAGGAGCUCCCCGUGGCUGCCCUCUCCUGGAUGUCACCUGCCUUCACAGCCACCCCCUCAGUGGGCCACGUUACAGGGAGCAGCCACUGAUGGCAAAGCACUGGCAGGUCUAGCCUUACACUCCUCAGGGAGUGGGGUCGGAUUUAGGAUUGUGAGGACCUGCCCCCCCCAGGGGUUGUUUCUGGAGUGGAGAGGCCCCCCUCAAUCCCUCCCUUCCCAUCCCUCAACUCUCCUACCGCACAAGGCCAGGCACAGCUCCAGCUGAGCGAUCACCUGUUGUAACACCCAUCUGCCUGCAAGUGGGGGUUGUCCUGUCAACCAUGGGCUCCCUUAAAUGGCAGGUUUAAUUGACCCAAAGUCAGGUCUCGCUGAACUUCCAUGCAAGACACCUGCUGCCGUGUCUGGAAACCACCAUUACUGCAGACAGAAUCAUUGUGGUUUGCUGAGGUGGAGAUUAAAAACACGUAGGCAGAGACAGCAGCACAGGCAUCUCUUACCAACUUUAUCAACUGAACAACAACCUGUCAUCUCCAUGGCACUCAGGAGGCACAUGAAGAACUUUGUGAAAAAUUAUUCUGAUUCUGAAGUCAAAGUCAGGGAAGCAACCUCUAAUGACCCAUGGGGUCCCUCUAGUUCACUAAUGUUAGAGAUCAGUGACCUGACAUACAAUACAGUUUCUCUUUUGGAGAUUAUGAACAUGAUAUGGCACAGGAUGAACGACCAGGGAAAGAACUGGAGGCAUGUGUAUAAAUCCCUCACACUCUUGGAUUAUCUCAUCAAGAAUGGAUCAAAGAAAGUCAUACAGCAUUGUCGAGAGGGGCUCUUUAACAUUCAGACAUUAAAAGAUUUUCAUUACAUAGAUGAGGCUGGAAAGGAUCAAGGUUAUCACGUCAGAGAAAAAUCUAAGCAAGUCAGUGCCUUGUUAACAGAUGACCAACUGCUACAUAACGAACGUGAGAUAGCACGCAGAACUAGGCAGCGGACCUCCUAUGCAAUGCUAUUGCCUAAGAAGACCACUACCAAGGACUGUUUACCAACAAUGUCUGCCUCUGAGCCCAUACCAGAGCUUCCUGAUUCAGUCAAACUUCAACACCAUUUUCCUAAGGCAGCAUCUGCACCACAGCAAAACCAGCCUUUUCAGUCACCAGGGAAAGUGGCAAUGGCCCAAGAAAUGGUGGCAUCCCAAAUCAUUGCUAAGAAGUCAUCAGAGGACUUGAUAGUAUUUAGUGAAGACGAGCAGACCCCCACCACCACCACUUUGCCACCUCCGUUUCCUGCUGAGGGCUCUUCAGAUGGAGCACCACCAGUGGUGCAGGCAGCUGCCAGUGACUCCUGGAACAGAAGUAUCAUAUCCUUCCCUUCACAGAGAAGCCUAUCUACCUCACAAAAAUGGGGCACAGGCAGGAGAACAUACAGCACACUCACAAAUCCUGCUUCAACAAUCACUCUUAUGCCUCCUUCAAGGACACAGUCAGCAAACACUCCCAAAAUUGCAGAAAUUUUGCUUGGUCGUCAGUCAUCAGUUCCAGAAAAGCCUGCCACAACCUGCCAACAUGUCCCAGAGUCAGACUUUCUUCCCGCUAGCAGUAUAGCUUCUGUGGAGACCCUUUAUCUCUCCCCUACCUUCAGCGUCUUUGAUCCUUUAAGGAAUAGUGUGGCAAACAGUGAGAUUCUGAAACCAACUCCAGCUUCUUCUAAACAAUUCCCUGAACCUAAUACAACCAGCAUACUAAACUUCAAUUCCUCCACACCUAGUAGUCUGCAGACAUUUAACACAAAUCUCCAUCUUUCCACAAGGCCAGGUUCAACCAGCUCCAUGGCAACAACGUCCUCUUUUUCCACCUUUUCCAUCUCAUCCCCAGACUCAGUUGUUCCAGAGAACAUAGUUCAUCCUAACCUUAUCCCUUCCUGUGGACCUUCAGGCUUGUCUUCACCUCACAAGCUCUCCUCUUCUGUUUUCUUUAAUUGUCUCAAGGACAGGGUUACACAUCCUUUUUCUUGCCAAAGAUCUGAGGAAGAGGAGAGUGAAAACACCAGCAUCCUGAAUCUCCUCCCAGAUAAUUCAAGACGUUGUGCUGGAAAAGUGAACAGUUUUGAGAGCAGAACUCUCCGCAUUUCUGGUGGGAGCUGGGGGGCAUUUCCUGUGCAGAAUGUAGAUCCCGUGGCUAGCCCCAAUAUGCCUUCUGCUGAAGGGUCACGUAACGUGGGCACAACACAGAAAGCCCUGGGCACUUUGGAGGAGAUAAAAAAUGCAGUUCUGGGACUGCGAGGGGACAUAGGUAAAGUGGCCCAGGAGCUGCAAACCAUUGGCAGCCAGAUGGCAAGCCUGGUGGGUGACAUUCAACAUAUGAGCAAGUUCUCGGCAUCUUCCCAAACUGCUAAGGAUGCCCCAUGUCAGUAGUAAUUUUCACAAUUUUCAGUGUAGCUUUGUGGUAUCUGUUCCAACAAUACACUUCAUAUAAGUCAUCAGACCUCUUUUACAGUGUUGAAAUAACUACAGAUAGAAAUGCAUAGGGCUGUUCUGUUCUUGUCAUGGUCAAUAAAUAAAUAAUUUACAUCUU